UCCGUCAGUCGCUGUUCCGACGCAGACCGAACAGGAGCUCUGACAACAACCAAAAAAGAGAAAGCGAGAACCGCUUUCACUUGCACGAUCUUUUUUUUCUCAACCAAAUAGCUCAAUUGUUGAACAGCAGUGCGGUUUCUUUUUUAAACUACAGUUUUGCAGUGUCAAGUGCUUUUGGAAUCAUUGACCAAAUCCAGCAGAGACCGGACGGUCUCUCUGUUUAAACGAAAAGAUGUGGCAGCGCCCAAGGUUAGCACUGAUCUUGGUGGUGGCGGCCCUAGUGUCUCAUAUCGCGCAAGCUGGAGGAACGGAGAGCCCUGGUCACAACAAACGUCAAGCAGCCAGAUGGAGAUGGCCGGAUGAGAUACCAUCUCGGGUGGGCGCUGGUCGCUUGAUACCCGUCGUAAGGCCGGCAGCUGAUAAACUCCAAUUGCAACCCCUCGCCCCAGAGCAACCUUGCGACAAAUCUACUACCCACGAUCGAGCCCCAAUUGGCAAUGUGCCGAAAACGAGUCACGUUCCAGGUACGGUAAUUAACAAACCAGCCACGACGGUUGUGGCACCUUCGCUUCCUCCCAUUCCGGCCAAGGCAACGGUGGAAGCGGUUAAGGUGACGACCGAUUCCGAUAAAGAAAAACCGGCCGCCACAAGCGCAAAGAAUUCAACUGGAGUGCCUCUUCUAAAGGAUGCUGGAAAGCCAGGAAAUCCAUACAUCCUAUUGAACGACAUUUUCCCACCCAAAAACAGCAUCCGCACCAAGGAACAGGAGGAAGCAAAUCUCAAUUCGCUACAGCACAAAGAUUUGGGUGGACUCGAACCCAGCGAGGUCUAUUUGGCCGACGACGACCUCUUUGUCGUCAGAGGAUUCAAUUUCAAGAAACCUUACACGGCCGAUCCUCCUGGACCACCCAUUAGUGAUUAUCAAGCUCCGGCGCCUUUGCCGCCCCCUCCUCCAGAGCCUGGAACUGUUUUCUAUCCCAGUAACGAAACGGAUGCUACUUUCAAUUUUUUCAAUCCCGAUUUCAAUAGCAAAAAUCCGAGCGAUUUGCCAUUUUUCCCUUUUAUUCCGGGCGGAUUGGGCGAAAGCAACGAACAGCCACCCAAUUUCCCCGAAGAUCCAAACUUCCUCCCUUUCCCUUUCUUGCCACCGCCUGCUCCCCAUUGGACCGAAGAAAAAGAAUUUAGCGAUAACGACAUCAGAGAUCCGUUCCAGUCUGCUGGCCCAACUGGCGGUAAUUUCCCCUUCCCUCAGGGUGGCCCGCCACCAGGACAAGGAUUCGCUUUGUUCAACGGCACGCAAGGACCACCGCCACCAUCUGGAUUGAACGGCUUUCCCGGUGGAACGCCACCAUUUCAAGCUGGAAAUCCUCAAGCGGGUCCACCAGGAGGACUUCAACGGCCGCCUGGAUUUCCACCUGGAGCACCAGGGGGCUUCCGACCUGCAGCUCCGGCAGACCUUCCACCAGUAAACGGUCCCAAUGCUAACGUUACGCUCGUCGAUGACGAAGAAGACGUACCGUUUACUCCCUUAUUUCCCGAACGGCCUGUUGAGUUCUACUACCCCACACACAACACAACAGCUCAACCACCUGGUCCUUUCGGACCCGGAAUUUUCGUCCCACCUCCCGUUCACUUCUUCGCCCCACGCAACAGUUCCGAAGUAAUCAACGUAGAGAUUUCACCAAAGCUGUUCCUUCCGCCCUUCAACUUACCCAACUACUAUAAAAAAGUUUCUCCACCAGCUGCCCGCCCACCCCAACCGCGGCCACAUAACAUUCCUCCACCGGGGCAUUUGCCAACCGGCCAACUUGAUGGUCUACAUGGUUUUAAACAACACGCUCCGAAAGUGCCAGCUUACACGCCGAUUGCGCAUAAACCGCCCACCAACCCGAUCAAACCGAUUCUUGCUGUUGAUUCCAACCCGCAGAUCGCGCCAAUAAAAGCUACCCUGUUCGACACGUCAUUCAAAGAAGUGAGCAAAGUGCCCCAAGUUGUACAACAGUAUCAACCAUUUGGAUACAGUUAUCAACAAGGCUACCCACCGUUUUACAUACCGCAAGAUCCUAUUGCAGGAAACCAAAAUCCUGUCAAGUUAUCCGUGCCCCAAUCUACUCAGCCUAACCACAACGUUCCCAGUCAACAACACCCUGCUUAUUUGCCAAUAAAAACGGCCCCAGUCAGCUUAGAAAGCGACAUCAACGUCAACUUCAAGCCGCCACGGCCGGCCAUCAACCCCGACAGUGAGAUCAUCGACCCUGAUUUGCUCCGCCCCAACCCACCGCAGAACUGGAAUCCAUACGCAGCUAUCUAUGCCCAUCAAAUUCAACACCCAAAAUACGAAAGUUUGAGUCAACCGACAGACCAGCAGCCGACGGUUACGACAAGCAAUAGAGAAAAACCAGCAAAUUUUGUUGCAGUGUACCGCAUCGGCGGGGGUAGCUAUUCGUACAAUCUGGGAGGAAGGCGAUGAUGGUCUAAUUAAUUUUUUUUUAAACUUGACAAUACAUUCCAAUCGAAUUUUCAGUGUUUCUCAUCUUUUCUCAUUGCUUUUUUUGCUUUUUACUGUUUUGCCCGUUCAAGUGUUGUACAGUCAUUACUCGUGUAUGCAAUUUCGACGGAGAAACAAUUAAUCGAAAUACAGGUCGUUGGAACCGGU
Messenger RNA from Daphnia carinata, 2656 nucleotides. RefSeq lists its product as uncharacterized. The transcript is spliced from 2 exons. NCBI's taxonomy places the organism in Eukaryota, Metazoa, Arthropoda, Branchiopoda, Diplostraca, Daphniidae. The coding region runs from base 233 to 2470 and encodes 745 amino acids. The record is from RefSeq and is a predicted model, not a curated record.